AUGUAUUUCCAAUUCAACUCAACUAUUGAAAUUCAGCCGGAAGAGAGGACAUGGGCGGCUAUUCUACUUCUCUUGAUAAGUCUAGCUGGAGGUAUCAUCAAUGCCUACAUUGGUUCCGGGUUCCUAUUUGGAAUCAGAUUCAGAGGAGGAUUUUUCAUUUUCUCAAUUUCCAAAUCGUUCUCGAAUAUUCUAGUUUGUUCAUUGGUUUUCUUUUGGAUGGUUCCAGCAGUUUUCUUGAAAGCAAAUCUGGUAUCCACCUAUGUGAACAUCAUCCUGAGUCAGCUCUUGCUAUUUGGACUUUACAUUCAUGGAAACCUAACUCAAUGUUUCUUAUCGUUAAACCGUUUUGCUGCAAUCUGUUUUGUCGGAAAUGUGAAGAGAAAAAAUUCGGAUUUGAUUGCUUUGGGAGUGUUCACUUCCUGGUUUGCAGCUAUUAUUUGGACACUUCUAGGAUAUCCAGAAUGCACAUGCUAUUUCUCAUCUGAAACUCUUACCUUCCAUUACACGGAUGAUUGUCAUGUCUCGAAUUAUCAACUUCAAUUGUAUUGUGCUUUUGUUUUAAUGAUGAUUUCCAAUAUGUUGAAUGUCAUCAGUUUUCUCAUUAUAUGUUGUGGAGGAGCUAAGACCAUAAGUUUCUCGUGUCGUAAUGCACCUCGCAGGAAACAGAGAAACGCUCGAAUGUUUAUUCAGUGCAUGCUUCAAUCUAUUCUCUUCAUCAUCGACGUCUCCCUCAUCUCAUCUCUGAAUUCUGGAUCUUCUGGAGACAUUCUCGUGGCACUACCAUCAAUGGCAUACUUUGCACUUUUUGAUGGACUUAUCAUGCUUCUAUGCAACAAUGACAUCCAACCAGCAUGCAUUGCUUCUAGAAAUCUCCAGAAGAAAAGUUCGGUGAUUUCAAUAUCAGCCAGUGACUUCAGGAUGUAA
Caenorhabditis briggsae is the source of this 924-nucleotide messenger RNA. It is a transcript of the gene Cbr-srx-95, whose product is annotated as Protein CBR-SRX-95. NCBI's taxonomy places the organism in Eukaryota, Metazoa, Nematoda, Chromadorea, Rhabditida, Rhabditidae. The transcript is spliced from 8 exons. The record is from RefSeq and is a predicted model, not a curated record. The coding region runs from base 1 to 924 and encodes 307 amino acids.